Messenger RNA from Copidosoma floridanum, 2989 nucleotides. RefSeq names its product heat shock protein 90 (gene Hsp90). The record is from RefSeq and is a predicted model, not a curated record. Gene Ontology annotation, biological process: protein folding. Gene Ontology annotation, molecular function: ATP binding; ATP hydrolysis activity; ATP-dependent protein folding chaperone. Lineage: Eukaryota; Metazoa; Arthropoda; Insecta; Hymenoptera; Encyrtidae.
CGCCGUGCGAGUCACAUCGAUUGAGAGCAACGCUCUUGUGCUUUUUAGCUUGUUGUUCAAGCGAUUAACUAUUUAACAGUAUAAACGCGUUUCAAAGCUCAUUGGAAGGUUAUCAAAGUUCUUGUUGAUUAAUUGAAUUGACUGUACUUGGUGCAUAUUACAAUUAUUUGAGUUUAAUUGAUCGAAAGGAGAGAGAAGGGAGUGACAAAGUUCUACGUUUUUGUAUUCGAACGACAUCGAAGUUUGCGGACAACAAAAUCAUAAGCAGAGAUGUCAGAAGACGUCGCAAUGGAGAACAGCGGCGAGGUUGAGACCUUUGCCUUCCAGGCGGAGAUCGCCCAGCUGAUGAGUCUCAUCAUCAACACCUUCUACUCGAACAAGGAGAUCUUCAUUCGAGAACUGAUUUCCAACUCGUCUGAUGCCUUGGACAAAAUCCGUUAUGAGUCUCUCACAGAUCCAUCAAAGCUCGACUCUUGCAAAGAAUUGGGAAUCAAACUCAUCCCCAACAAAAAUGAUCGCACUCUCACCUUUAUCGACUCGGGUAUUGGUAUGACCAAGGCCGAUCUAGUAAACAACCUGGGUACAAUUGCUAAGUCUGGCACCAAGGCGUUUAUGGAGGCGUUGCAAGCUGGGGCUGAUAUCUCUAUGAUUGGUCAGUUUGGUGUGGGUUUCUACUCUGCCUACCUUGUCGCCGAUAAAGUUACAGUAACAUCAAAACACAACGAUGAUGAACAGUACAUUUGGGAGUCUUCGGCUGGUGGUUCGUUUACCAUCCGCGCUGAUAAUGGUGAACCCAUUGGCCGUGGUACAAAGAUCGUUCUUCACAUCAAAGAAGAUCAAAGUGAAUAUUUGGAGGAGUCCAAAAUCAAAGAGAUCGUGAAGAAGCACUCACAAUUUAUCGGCUAUCCUAUUAAGCUUGUAACAGAGAAAGAACGUGACAAAGAACUUAGUGAUGAUGAGGAAGAGGAAGAGAAGGACAAAGAAGAUGAGGCGAAAAAGGAAGAUGACAAGCCAGAUGUUGAGGACAUUGGAGAAGACGAGGAUGAGGAUAAACCUACAGAUGAUAAGAAAAAGAAGAAGAAGACGGUAAAGGAGAAAUACACAGACGAAGAAGAACUCAACAAGACGAAGCCUAUCUGGACUAGGAACCCAGAUGACAUCACUCAAGAAGAGUAUGGCGAGUUUUAUAAGAGCUUGACCAAUGACUGGGAGGACCAUCUUGCGGUAAAACAUUUCUCCGUUGAAGGUCAGCUUGAGUUCCGUGCCCUUCUCUUCGUACCUCGUCGUGCUCCAUUUGAUCUAUUUGAGAACAAAAAACGCAAAAACAACAUAAAGCUGUACGUAAGGCGCGUUUUUAUCAUGGACAACUGCGAGGAUCUGAUUCCAGAAUACCUAAACUUUAUCCGUGGUGUGGUAGACAGCGAAGAUCUUCCACUCAACAUCUCUCGUGAGAUGCUCCAGCAGAACAAGAUUCUGAAAGUCAUUAGAAAGAAUCUCGUCAAGAAAUGCUUAGAGCUGUUUGAAGAAAUCUCCGAGGAUAAAGAUAAUUACAAAAAACUUUACGAGCAAUUUUCCAAGAACUUAAAGCUUGGUAUCCACGAAGACAGCACCAACAGAAAAAAAUUAUCCGAACUCCUGCGCUACCACACUUCGGCUUCUGGUGACGAACAGUGUUCAUUGAAAGACUACGUCAGCCGCAUGAAAGAAAACCAGAAGCACAUCUAUUACAUCACUGGCGAGAGCAAGGAUCAAGUGGCCAACAGUUCAUUCGUCGAGCGAGUCAAGAAGCGUGGAUUCGAAGUCGUCUACAUGACUGAGCCGAUAGACGAAUACGUUGUCCAGCAGCUGAAAGAGUUCGACGGCAAGCAGCUAGUCUCCGUCACGAAGGAGGGUCUCGAGCUUCCCGAAGACGAAGAGGAAAAGAAGAAGCGCGAGGAGGACAAGACCAAAUUCGAGAACCUCUGCAAAGUCAUGAAAGACAUCCUCGACAAGAAAGUUGAAAAGGUCGUCGUGUCCAACAGGCUGGUUGACUCACCCUGCUGUAUUGUCACCUCGCAGUACGGCUGGACCGCCAACAUGGAAAGGAUCAUGAAGGCUCAGGCGCUCCGUGAUACCUCGACCAUGGGCUACAUGGCAGCCAAGAAACACCUCGAGAUCAACCCUGACCAUUCGAUCAUAGAGAAUCUACGUCAGAAAGCCGAGGCCGACAAACACGACAAAUCGGUCAAGGAUCUCGUUAUGCUGCUCUUUGAGACAGCCCUGCUCUCGUCAGGUUUCGCUCUUGAGGAUCCGGGAGUUCACGCUUCUCGCAUCCACAGGAUGAUCAAGCUGGGUCUUGGCUUCGAUGAGGACGAGGAGAUGGCAGUAGAUGAAGAGGGCAACAAAGACGACGCAGUACCAUCACUCGAAAGUGCUGAUGCCGAAGAAGUGUCGAGGAUGGAAGAAGUAGACUAAGCUCGCCCUUAAAGCCGUUUAUUACUUAGGGGAAUCCAAAGACUCUGCAACGGAGAUUGUUGAAAAAGACUUGAUUAAAAAUCGUUAGAGUAUGUAUUAAGUUCGUCCACUUACACGGGACACACAGUGAUACCUGUAUAUGAGAAACACGAUUGAAUGAUUUGCCAUUAUGUAGACGACAUAGAGCGAAUUGUAUGAAAGCAUGCGUAUUUAUUUUAUAAUCACGUGUUUACGAAUGUUGAUCAUUUUUUUUACCACUUGUCAUCCAAUCGCGUUCAUCUUUGCUACGUACCAACUAAUUUUUAGUAUUUUAAUUAUUAAUGUCAUUCGUUGGUUCCUUUUUUUUUCUUUCUUUUGAAUUUAAUGUAUCAAUCGUUAAUGGUACAUUUAGUUUUCAAUACUUACGGGCACUAUCUGAGGUCUACACUAUUUCUUAAGUGCGUUGAUUGUCAAAAUCAAUCGAUAUUAAUGUUAAUAAAAAAAAAAGUCAAUAAAAACUCGUGUCCAAUAAACGUACAAGAUCGUGAGUGAACAA